Trichobilharzia szidati is the source of this 4182-nucleotide messenger RNA. NCBI's taxonomy places the organism in Eukaryota, Metazoa, Platyhelminthes, Trematoda, Strigeidida, Schistosomatidae. The record is from the annotation of a GenBank genome assembly.
AUGAUGGAUUAUGUUAAAUCAAGUGGAUGCUAUCAACCAUUAACACCUGACCAUGCUUCAAUAUCAUCACUUGCUGAAGAAGUAGCUUUUGCUGACAUUACUAAAGUUAGCCAUGAAGAUUUUGCAAAACAAAUUACUCUCAUAGAACUUUCGUUCUUCAAAGCUAUACGCCGUGAGGAAUUUGCAAGUCUGAAAUGGAAUGGUAGAGAAAAGCAUUUGUAUGCCCCAAAUAUUGUUGCAUCCACGAGAUGGUUUAAUCAGAUUAAUUUCUGGGUUCAAAAAGAAAUUUUAAAGUAUUCAUGUGUGUCAAAGAGGACUGAAAUGUUAUCAUUUUUUAUUAAAAUUUCUAAAAAACUUGUUGAAUACAAUAAUCUUUAUUCUGCUAUGUCAAUCAUAUCAGCAUUACAAGUCGAGUGUAUAUAUCGUCUACGGCAUACAUGGUCAGGUUUAGGAAAUAAAGAUCGAACGGCAUAUAGACGUUUAGAAGAACUUUUUAGUCAAGAUGAUAACUGUCGUAGACAAAGGGAACAUAUGAAUUCAAUCGACCUGCCGGGUAUUCCGUAUCUGGGCCUGUAUUUAUCUGAUUUAACGUAUACAAAUGUCGCUCAACCACGAAUCAAUGGAAAGCCAACAGCAAUAUGGUAUACAAAAAUUAAUGCGAUUAUUGAUACAAUCGCGUACUUCCAACAAUCUGAAUACUCUUUCCCUGUGGACGAAACUCUGAAUGCUUAUCUCUGUGCACAACGGUAUAUUGAGGAAUUACAAAAAUUCCUUGAAGAGGAUAAUUAUAAAACAUCGCUUUUAUUAGAACCACCGCCUACUCCUCCUCCUGCCGCACCAACCACUCCAUCUUUAGCCUAUUUACAUCAACCCUAUACAUCGCUAUCAAGUAGUACCAUUACUAAUAAUAAUAAUUCGGAAUUGACUGACAAUCGUUUUCCUGAUGAUAAUGCGGCGGUAGUAAAAGGAACAACCUUCGGUGGUAUUGGUGGGGGUAGUAGUAGUAUCAGUAGUGGAUUUGGUUUUCGAUCUCCGUCAUCAAAAUUGUCAAAUUUAUGUCAUACUAUGAAACAACAACACUCACAUCAUCACCAUCAUCAUGUGCAUCAGCAUCCAGGUCAUAGUCGGACAGGAUCAAAUGUCUCCUGUAAGGGCGGUGGAGCAACGGUGAAUUCAAGUUUUGAAUCUGAUCUUCUAUUGAUGGUACUGCCACCGACACCGCCUUCUGCCUCUUCUUCUUUCAAGCAUAUUACAGAGUCAGGCAAUGAUAAUGAUACUGACGGCGGUAAGAUGAUGAAAAAAUCUGUACAAGCGGUGAAUAAAUCAUUUGAGUGCAAAAAUGAAUUGAAGUCAAUGAGGAAAAUCUCAUGGGAUGAAAAUGUUGAAUGUGUUUCUCCUACUGCCGGUGAGAUAUGUAAACCAGUGACGACAAGUAAAGAUCAUCCUGACAAUCCUAAUUUAUUAUGUAAUUCUGACCUUCAGUCAACAAGUAAGCAACCUGAGUUCCUGCUUCCAGCUAGUCAAAGUUCAAAGUUACCUCCGUUACCUCCUAGACCUUCUGUUGAUUGUGAAGUAAGAGCUUCUACUCUUAAUAAUCGAAUAUUCGAUGGUAAUAAAUGUGAUCAACCAUUGUCAUCCAUUACUCCUUAUCCUAAUACUACUACGAUAACGACAACACCAAUGACUACUUCCACUACUGUACAUUCUGAUAAUGAGCAUGACCAAUCAUAUACAACAACAACUAAUAGUAAUAAUAACAACCAGUUGAUGAGUCAAAAAGCGCCGCCAGUAAAUCACACAAGACCAUCAAUUUCUUUCAGUGAAUCAUCAUCAAAGUAUCAUAAUAAUCUCGAAAUGGAGCUUUCUCUGUGCUCUGUCAAUGAUGUGUUCGAUUCAUCCGCUGUAGCUGUAGCUGCCUGUGCAGCCGCUGCACUGACUGCCGACAACUCUGCUGCCUAUCCGACAUCUUCACUGAAGACUAUGGGGACACCAACCACCGGUGGAUUCGAUACUACAAAUUUAGGUGAUGAUGACGACGAUGGAAAAUUCGAUGAUGCACCAGUUCUUGCCACAUCUACUCCACCAGGAUCACCAAAAUCGAAACAUAAUGACUCAUCUGUUGUAAAUCCUUACGCUGCUCCUACUACCAUCAUCGAUAAUAAUCAUCACAUUUCAUUUGCAGCACCAACAACAUUCCCUAAUUGUUUCGGUGUUAAAGUUAUUUGUCAGGGAGUGGUUCAACGGCGUACUGUUUGUCGUUUCCCUCCAGUAGUUUUUGGAAGAGGAGAUUCAAAUCAAAGUUUAAAUUCCACUAGUUGUUCGACAAACACUUCUUUAUUCACAUCACCAUCGCCACCAGUUCAUGCUUCCAAUUCCUCCUUGUCAACUGCAUCAAAUAUUGCUGCUGGGGAGACUACAAAAUCUGUCUAUUUUGAUAUUUCAUCAUCAACAAAAUAUCGACAAAUCGGCUUUUCUAAGUGGCGUCGUUUAUGGGCUACGCUAGUGUUAGUUGGUGAUGGAUUAACAGCAUAUAUGAUCUAUUUUGAACCGAAGGUAAAAAAUGCAAUCCACAGAAGUCAAUUCCAAGCACAUCAAUGUCAAAUUCAUUGUCUAUUUGAUCCUCCUAAGCAUAGGAAUUUCACUAGCAAUGGCGAUUGUUGUGAUGGUCCUGAGUUUAAUCAAAUUAAAAUGGAUCAUGAAAGUGAACGUCAUCGUAAUGAUCAUCAUGAUGACAAUAUCAUAGACGGGGAGGAUACAGCACCAGAAGUUGAUGAUGAUGAUGUCGGUGAAAUCUCAGGUCUUCUUGGGACAACAACAGAUUUAGAGAAUAAGAAAUUAGACGUAUCUAGUAACAGUAAUAAUAAUAACAAUAAUAAUCAUAAUACACCCAGUCAUUCAACCACAAUGGUGACCAGAAAAAGAGGAGGAAAAAAGAUGCUGGAUCAUUCUAAUCCACUUUUUAUGUCUUCAAAAGUUGAACUUGGUCGACAUCGUAAUGGUACACUGGAUCCAAAUUCAUUUAUGCUAACAGAUUAUAUUCUUGGUAAAACAUAUCGAUUUCGACCGAUUGUGCCAAACGCUGCUGCUACUUCUUCUGGUUCCAUCCGCAGUCCUAUUACUACUACCACUACUAAAUCUUUGUCGAGAUUAGAUCCGUCUCGUUCUAGUCAUACAAGUAGUAGUAGUACAGGAGGAGGAGGAACAGGAGCAUUCAAUUGGUUCCUUCGUAGUCCUUAUCAGUUAUCUACAAGAAUACCAUCAGAAUCUCCUGGACAGUCGUCGUCAGUGUCUCUAUCCCCAGAGAUGAAUUGCGUUGGGCGAGCUCGUGGUCUAUCAGCGCCAGGCUUAUUAUUUAUUCAUUCUCAUCCUGGAGGAGGAAAUACGCAGACAACAACUUCUUCGUCAAGUAAACGAUCAACAACAUCAGUGACAGGUAAUGAAUACGUUCAUAUAUGGUUAAAAUCCAUCCAGUCGGUGAUAGAACAAAUUUAUACAGCUUAUUUAUUACGUCAUCAUCAUCAACAACAAAGAGGACAAGAAAAACGGUAAUGUGAUACCCCUGUACUUGCAUUUCUUCUGUGCUUAUUUAUUGAUUGUUUGAUUGAUUGGAUCGGUGGUUUGGUGUUUGAUUUUUUCAUUCGUUCGUUUUACUUGGCUCUUACGGGCCUUUUUCUCUGAUUUUUGGACAAUAUAUGUCAUUCAUUGUUUCAUCACUAGUUCCGGUGUUCUACUUUGUGAGUGUGUGUUUGUAUUGUACAUACACAUACACGCCCGCGUAUGUUCUAGUCGUUCUCAAUGAAUGUUUGUCAGUAUGUGUGUAUGUGUCAGUGACUGAAUGAUCCGCGUCUUUUGGUUUCCGUCGCCAUCUCCACCCUUCCUCCACUGGCGCUUCGUUUGUUUGUCUAAGUUGCUUGACUUUCAUUUUGAUCAUGUAUUUCUCGGAUUCAUCUUCUCUGCUUCGCUGCCAAGUUUGCUUUUUGUAUGCAUGAUUCCGUGUGCAUUUCUUCUUUUCUUCCUAUAGUUGACUUCUGGUGUACUCAUCUACCUACCGACUUACCUACCAAUCAUAUUUGGAGACGAUGUUACAGAUCCAUACAUAUUUGCAUUUGUUUAGCAAUAUACGAUUAUUAUUAAUAGUAGUAGUAUUAUUUUCCCAUAUUAACCUCCAGGUAUAUAUACGUG